Aspergillus pseudoviridinutans is the source of this 1221-nucleotide messenger RNA. RefSeq lists its product as uncharacterized. The transcript has 2 exons. The record is from RefSeq and is a predicted model, not a curated record. Lineage: Eukaryota; Fungi; Ascomycota; Eurotiomycetes; Eurotiales; Aspergillaceae. Bases 1 to 1221 code for a protein of 406 amino acids.
AUGUCGCAGGAUGUCCUGCGCACAGCGAUUAUUAUUCUGCUAAGAUUGGAUGCAGGCAACCUUCUUCAACAAGAUGACGGCAAAGCGUCACUCAUCUACCCUGAUCGUCUCAAUGCCGCACAACGCACCUUAUUGUUUCAGAGCAUGGCAGACAUGCAAGCAACUACUACCAAUACAAUUCACAGUGUGGAAGAUGACUUUCAUCUUCAGAAAGCGCUAGAUCUGAUCACGUACGGUAAUUUCAGGCGCAAUGCACGCUUUCCGACCGCUGUGACCAAAGGGCCUGAAUAUCCUCCCGCUGAACAUUUUCCUUCGUCCAACUCAACUUUGACGGAUGGGUAUAUUCUGUUGAAGGAGUUUAGACCUUUGCUCCGGUUGAUGAUUCUGACGCAGUUGCAUGUAGCCGGUAUUGGACCGGAUGAAUUCACCUCCUGUCUAUCACAGGUGGAAACUGUGACAGACUGCCUGUUGGCUGCAUUUCAAGACCGAAGUGCCACGGAUUCGACCGCAAUAUCGUUCGCUACUUUCAACCAAGUACUUGACAAGUCACUGCAAAACCUUUUCUUAGGGCUGCCCCGAGUCUUGGGGCCUCUACACUCGGUCAAACCCUUGCCGUCUGAGAAGCCCCCAUCAUCAGUUGAAGAUGCCCAGAUGCUGCUCAGGGAACUGUUCAUUUCUCCAAUCAAGACACAGCAUCCUUCAAACGGGCUAAUCACGAAUCUCCCCCUCUUGAGUCAGCUAUCAAUGGCAUUGCCGCAGGACUUUCCCAUUGAAGCACAGAAGAGUCUCUAUUCUUCUCGGGAAAUAGAUCUUCGGCAGGUGGGCACUUGCCUGUCCAUGACCAGCACGGCGAAGAUUAUCCUUGUGUCGGGAAAGAGUGCAUCUGAAUUCGUUAUAUUUGGCGCACACUUUCCCAAAGACUCUUCGCUCGGCGGUGUCGCCAAGUCGAGCGUCAUGUUUCAGCUUGCGCCAGUUCACAGAGCCUUCCAUACCUCUGAGGAGACGUCGCAGAUAGACCCGGGUUUAUCUACAGCAGACAGUCAGUUGGAGUUCUCUCUGAAGGACGAAGUUCUGGGCGUCGUUACUCUGGCGUUGCAGCCAAACUCAACAGGCCUCUUUAGAGCACAAGGAAAAGGCGACAUCAGUCUGACAUUCGACGUUGACUCUGUGGAAGUCUUCAGUUAUGAGGGAGAGUUUGUCCGUGUUGAUACUUUUGAGUAG